This is a messenger RNA of Laetiporus sulphureus 93-53, 1232 nucleotides long. RefSeq names its product PTPLA-domain-containing protein. Gene Ontology annotation, molecular function: 3-hydroxyacyl-CoA dehydratase activity. Gene Ontology annotation, biological process: sphingolipid biosynthetic process; fatty acid elongation; very long-chain fatty acid biosynthetic process. Lineage: Eukaryota; Fungi; Basidiomycota; Agaricomycetes; Polyporales; Laetiporaceae. The coding region runs from base 42 to 962 and encodes 306 amino acids. The transcript has 4 exons. The record is from RefSeq and is a predicted model, not a curated record. Gene Ontology annotation, cellular component: endoplasmic reticulum membrane.
GCCACCGGCUUCAUCGUUGCCAGCUGUUGCACACGCCCACCAUGUCGCAGUCGGAAGAGAGGGGAAAGUCUGCGGGAAAGACGAAGAAGGGUCCGUCCACUCUCGUCAAGUACUAUCUCGUCGCGUACAACGUCUUCUCUGCGCUGGGAUGGUCCUAUGUUCUUAUCAUCACCGUCGCGCAUCUCCUCGGGCUCGACGCAUCCGUUCCUGCGUCUGCCUCGCCAUCACGCAUCCCGAUCUUGUCAACUCUCGCGUCCUACCUGCCCACACUGUCGCUCCUAAAAAACCCCAGUCCCAAAUGGGAAAAACAGGUUCCAUCUUUUCUCAUUCCUGUGUUGCGUCGCGCAAGCACGACAUAUGCAGUGGUAGGCCCGCAGACGGCCAUCGUGCAGAGCUUUGCGGUACUCGAGGUGCUGCAUUCGCUUCUCGGGUGGGUGCGAAGCCCGGUCGGGACGACGAUAGCGCAGGUCGCAAGCAGAUUCUACCUCGUUUGGGGAAUUACAGCUCAGUUUGAACAGACGCGCAGCCACCCUCUCUACGCCUCGAUGGUCUUCUCCUGGUCCGUCGCGGAGGUCGUGCGCUACUCAUUCUACGCGUGCUCUCUCUUGGGCUACGAGCCACGCGCGCUCCUAUGGGUGCGCUACACGUUCUUCUACGUGCUCUACCUCACCGGCGCGGGCUCCGAGGCUGGACUCAUCUACGCGUCGCUCCCCGCGCCGCCGCCAUCGAUCCCGUUCUUGUCUGCAGAGUGGGCGGGGUGGCUCCUCCCUCUGUCGUGGCCAUUUGCGACGGCGCGCUGGGCCGAGGUACUGCAUGAUGAUUUCAGGGUGUUCAUGUUCUUGGUUUGGUGGCCUGGCUUGUACGUGCUGUACGCGUAUAUGAUAAAGCAGCGUCGAAAAGUGCUUGGGAAGGGCCCUGGAGGGACGAUAGGCUCGAAGCCCAAAUCAUUCAAGAUCCAAUGAAGAUCUGGUUAUCGUGGCCUGCACAUAUCACACCAAUGGCCAGAAAGUCCGGAUAUUGGAAUCUACGAGCAUCCGGACUCUACGGUCUACAGGGCGCUAUCAUCGAGUCUGCUGUUCUGCCCUCUCGCUUCAUGCACAGAGCUUUAGGUCAGCUGUCAUGGGCUGCCAUGGUAUCUUCAGAUAUCCCUCUACGACCAUUAUGUGUGCAAUAGUUGUAUAGAUGCAAUGUCAGUGAUGGUCACAGGUGACCUACCAAUUAAAACAUGUGAC